UCUCCAUCCCCCACCCUUCCCUUGCCAGGCGAAGAGUGAGAGGGAAGGGAGGGCGAGGGGCGGGGAUAGCCACUGGUAGGUUCAGCCAACAGGAAGCUACAGCAAGGGGAAGAAAACAGCCCGGGGCUCCCGCCACCCGUUUCUUCAGCCACCUGCACUGCCACCCCCUUUGCACCAUUUCCUCAUUCCGGCCAGCGAGGACUGCGCUGCAAAGUUGCAAGUUGCACGAACUUCCCUCUACAUUUAUUUACAGCCCCAGCAUGAGCUGCCUGGCCAGUCCCAUAUUCCAGAGCUCUAGUCACAGGACUGGCCAUUGCUCAUCCCGGAGCAGCUCUUCCACCCAGGUGCGCUGCAGACCACCAAAAUUUUGUCACGGACCACCGACGUUUAUACAAGAAACGAUGAUGGCUAUGCAGGAGAAAAUGUCAAAUAACCAUUCUGAAUUAAAAACAGACAUACAUGCACUGGACAAGAAGAUGAAUGAAAUUCAAGUCUCAAUAUUCAAUAAUGAGCAAAGGAUCCAGAAGGCGGAGCAAAGAAUUGAACAGAAUGAGAAAAAACUAGAUACGGUAGACCAGACGUUGACGAUGCAGAACAAGGAAUUAGAAGAUUCAUUAAUCCAACUGGAAAUGUACAGGGCUUCGUUUUACUUACGGUUCCAAAAUGUCAUAGAAGACAAAGAUGAAGAUCUGGGAGAAAAAAUGGCUGAACUGAUAGCGGAAGUGCUCCAACAGAGUAAGCAAGAAAUUAUUAGAGAAUUGGACGAUGAUUAUAGGGUACAAACAAAUUAUGCGAGGAGAAACAGGCUCCCCAGGGAGGUCCACGUGAGGUUUGCGAGAAAGAAAGUGAAAGACAUCUUGUAUAACAUGGCGAGAAGGGCAAAUUACGUAUAGAGGAAAAGAGGUGAUCAUAUUAAAGCAAGUGCCAAGAAGAGUGAGGGAGGUAAGAAAGGACUACAGAUUCCUAGCCAUGCAAUUGAAUAAAAGGAACAUACUUUUUAGAUGGCUCUUGCCAGAAGGGAUGUUAAUUACAUGGCAGGGGAGGAAAAUAAAAAUAGCCUGAGUUCAGCACAAGAUUUCCUCAACCAGCUAAGAGGGGCGGAAGAAGAAUAGAGCAGUAAAGAGGAAAUCGAGGCAAUUAACCUAGAAGAAGAAACUUCACAUAAACGAAAUAGUAAAGAAGAAAUCGCGGAGGAGAAGAAGAUAGAAGAAGAAGAAGCCAAAGGGAAAAAAACAAGACCAGUAAGAGCCGUAAGAACAAACAGGAACUAGGAACCAGACAAGGAAAUCAGGAAUGAAUAACCUAAAACUAAUAUCAAUAAACGUUAACGGAUUGAAUGAUUACAAAAAGAGGAAGUCAACACUCACAAAGUUAGCGAAACAAAAUGCAGACAUAAUCUGCUACAGGAAGUUCAUAUAAAAAAGGAUGAGGGCACUUGUCUAGAAUACACAAAAUACGGCAAAAUAUUUACUUCACUAGCAGAGAAAAAAAGGGGGGGUAGUAAUUUAUGUAAAAAAGGAAUAGAAGCUGAAUUAAAGUACAAUGAUACAAAGGGCAGAACUCUUAUGAUCGAGGUCACUAGAGGUAAUUCCAAAAUGCUAAUAGCGGGCAUCUAUGCUCCAAACAAAAAAUGGAGAAUACUUCCAAAAACUCCAUGAACAAUUAGGAAAAUUGGCACACAACGAAAUUUGCAUUAUAGGCGACUUCAAUGGCAUUGUAGAUCCGGACAAAGAUUAUAAAAGUAAUAA
Messenger RNA from Pantherophis guttatus, 1748 nucleotides. NCBI's taxonomy places the organism in Eukaryota, Metazoa, Chordata, Lepidosauria, Squamata, Colubridae. The record is from RefSeq and is a predicted model, not a curated record.